Messenger RNA from Prunus dulcis (almond), 686 nucleotides. Its product is annotated as caffeic acid 3-O-methyltransferase-like. The transcript has 3 exons. The record is from RefSeq and is a predicted model, not a curated record. Gene Ontology annotation, biological process: methylation. Gene Ontology annotation, molecular function: O-methyltransferase activity; S-adenosylmethionine-dependent methyltransferase activity. NCBI's taxonomy places the organism in Eukaryota, Viridiplantae, Streptophyta, Magnoliopsida, Rosales, Rosaceae. The annotation marks the transcript as partial.
CUUGAAGACAAGAACCUCACACAACUUGUUGAUGUUGGUGGUGGUUUGGGAGUGACCCUUAAUCUGAUCACAUCUAGAUAUCAACAUAUAAAGGGUAUCAAUUUCGACUUGCCCCAUGUCGUAAAUCAUGCCCCUUCCUAUCCUGGAGUGGAACACGUUGGAGGAGACAUGUUUGCUAGUGUUCCAAGUGGUGAUGCCAUUUUUAUGAAGUGGAUACUUCAUGAUUGGACCGAUGAGCACUGCCUAAAGCUGUUGAAGAAUUGUUACAAAGCUAUUCCAGACAAAGGAAAAGUGAUUGUUGUGGAAGCACUUCUUCCAGCUAUGCCAGAGACUAGCACUGCUACGAAAACCACUUCCCAACUUGAUGUGGUGAUGAUGACUCAAAAUCCGGGAAGGAAGGAGAGGAGUGAACAAGAAUCCAUGGCCCUGGCAACUGGUGCUGGAUUUAGUGGCAUCAGAUAUAAAUGUUUUGUCUGUAACUUUUGGGUUAUGGAGUUCUUUAAGUAACCAAGGCAUAUGAAAACUUACACACUAAAAUGAAGGUGUUAAGUCUCCAAGCCUAAUAAAAGACUGGCAAAUGUUUCUUAUCUAUAAGCAAGAAAAUAUUGAAGACUCAAGAGUACUGCACAUAAAGUCUGCAGAUUAUUUUACUCAACUCUGUGGAACACUCUGCUCCAUAAACCCUA